CAGACAAGCUCACACCCGCUCCCUCACUCGCACACACAGACACGCGCGCACACAAGCUCCGCGCACACACUCCACUCUCUCCCGCGCGCUCACACCCCUCUCGCCCUGCGCCCUCGCGGGUGCAGAGCCGCGCGGCAGCCGGACGCCCCUCCCGGACUCACUUUGCAACGCUGACAGCGCCGGCGGUGGCCUUGGAGGUGGGAACUGCGGCGGCAUCCUCCCCCCUGGUCGCGGCCGGAGCCAGGACGCCAGCGGAACCCCUCGCCGGCACUCUCCCAUGAGUCGGGAUCGCAGCAUCCCCUGCCAGACGCUCGCCACCUCUGGGAGCCGCUGGGCUUGUACACAGCAGCCCUUCCGGGACAGCAGCUGUGACUCCCCCCCCAGUACCGAUUUCGGGGCAGCUCUCUAGAAACUCGCUCUAAAGACGGAACCGCCACAGCACUCAAAGCCUACUGCGGAAGAGCGCAGUCCGGCAAGCCCCGGCCCUGAGCCUGGACCCUCAGCGGAGCCAGGCAGCAGCACUGCCACCGCUUCGCCUCGCCGGACGUCCCCGCCGCCUACCCUCUCAGCCUCCGCUGGAGAGACCCACAGCCCCACCAUUCAGCGCGCAAGAUAUCCUCCAGAUAUGCCCUGCGUGCAAGCCCAAUAUAGCCCUUCGCCUCCAGGUUCCAGUUAUGCAGUGCAGACCUACGGCUCGGAAUACACCACGGAGAUUAUGAACCCCGACUACGCCAAGCUGACCAUGGACCUUGGCAGCACUGAGAUCACGGCCACCGCCACCACGUCCCUGCCCAGCUUCAGUACCUUCAUGGAAGGCUACUCGAGCAACUACGAACUCAAGCCCUCCUGCCUGUACCAAAUGCAGCCGUCCGGGCCGCGGCCCUUGAUCAAGAUGGAGGAGGGCCGCGCGCACGACUACCACCAUCACCAUCAUCACCACCAUCACCACCACCAGCAGCAGCCGCAGCCACAGCCGCAGCAGCCGUCCAUUCCGCCCCCGUCCGGCCCGGAGGACGAGGUGCUGCCCAGCACCUCCAUGUACUUCAAGCAGUCCCCGCCAUCCACACCCACCACACCGGGCUUCCCCCCGCAGGCGGGGGCGCUGUGGGACGACGCGCUGCCCUCGGCGCAGGGAUGCAUCGCUCCCGGCCCGCUGCUCGACCCGCCGAUGAAGGCCGUGCCCACCGUGGCCGCGCGCUUCCCGCUCUUCCACUUCAAGCCCUCGCCGCCGCACCCGCCCGCCCCCAGCCCGGCAGGCGGCCACCACCUGGGCUACGACCCGACGGCCGCCGCCGCGCUCAGCCUGCCGCUGGGAGCCGCCGCCGCCGCCGCCAGCAGCCAGGCCGCCGCGCUCGAGGGCCACCCGUACGGGCUGCCGCUGGCCAAGAGGGCGGCCGCGCUGGCCUUCCCGCCGCUCGGCCUCACGGCCUCCCCCACCGCGUCCAGCCUGCUGGGCGAGAGCCCCAGCCUGCCGUCGCCGCCCAACAGGAGCUCGUCGUCGGGGGAGGGCACGUGCGCCGUGUGUGGGGACAACGCCGCCUGCCAGCACUACGGGGUGCGCACCUGCGAGGGCUGCAAGGGCUUCUUCAAGAGAACGGUUCAGAAAAAUGCAAAAUAUGUUUGCCUGGCAAAUAAAAACUGCCCUGUAGACAAGAGACGUCGAAACCGAUGUCAGUACUGUCGAUUUCAGAAGUGUCUCAGUGUUGGCAUGGUUAAAGAAGUUGUCCGUACAGAUAGUCUGAAAGGGAGGAGAGGUCGGCUGCCUUCCAAACCAAAGAGCCCAUUACAGCAGGAACCUUCUCAGCCCUCCCCACCUUCUCCUCCGAUCUGUAUGAUGAAUGCCCUUGUCCGAGCUUUAACAGACUCAACACCCAGAGAUCUCGAUUACUCCAGAUACUGUCCCGCCGAACAGGCUGCUGCAGGAACUGAUGCUGAGCACGUGCAACAGUUCUACAAUCUCCUGACAGCCUCCAUUGAUGUGUCCAGAAGCUGGGCAGAAAAGAUUCCUGGAUUUACUGAUCUCCCCAAAGAAGAUCAGACAUUACUUAUAGAAUCAGCCUUUUUGGAGCUGUUUGUUCUCAGACUUUCCAUCAGGUCGAACACUGCUGAAGAUAAGUUUGUGUUCUGCAAUGGACUUGUCCUGCAUCGACUUCAGUGCCUUCGUGGAUUUGGGGAGUGGCUCGACUCCAUUAAAGACUUUUCCUUAAGUUUGCAGAGCCUGAACCUUGAUAUCCAAGCCUUAGCAUGCCUGUCAGCACUGAGCAUGAUCACAGAACGACAUGGGUUAAAAGAACCAAAGAGAGUGGAGGAGCUAUGCAACAAGAUCACAAGCAGCUUGAAAGACCACCAGAGUAAGGGACAGGCUUUGGAGCCCAGUGAGCCCAAAGUCCUGGGUGCGCUGGUAGAACUGCGCAAGAUCUGCACCCUGGGCCUCCAGCGCAUCUUCUACCUGAAGCUGGAAGACUUGGUGUCUCCACCUUCCAUCAUCGACAAGCUCUUCCUGGACACCCUGCCUUUCUGAACGGGAGCAGCCGGAGCAGGGAGCCACCUCAGUGGCCAGCACCUACUUGCUAAGCAGCAGAGGAAUGGGUCUGGACACCUACCAUUUUCUGUCCUUCCUUAAGAGAAAAAGCAGCUCCUGUCGAAAAGACUUUUUUUUUUUCUUUCUGGCACUUUUCCUUACAACCUAAAGCCAGAAAACUUGCAGAGUAUUGUGUUGGGGUU
Molecule: messenger RNA, 2724 nt
Organism: Zalophus californianus (California sea lion)
Lineage: Eukaryota; Metazoa; Chordata; Mammalia; Carnivora; Otariidae
Gene: NR4A3
Product: nuclear receptor subfamily 4 group A member 3
Exons: 8
Coding region: 626-2521 (631 amino acids)
Biological process (GO): cellular response to corticotropin-releasing hormone stimulus; regulation of transcription by RNA polymerase II
Cellular component (GO): nucleus; transcription regulator complex
Molecular function (GO): nuclear receptor activity; RNA polymerase II cis-regulatory region sequence-specific DNA binding; zinc ion binding
Source: RefSeq, a predicted model, not a curated record